CCAAAUAAAUAUUUUCAUUCUGUCAGAGUCAGUGUCGAUCUGUCAUUUUCAUUUUAAUUUUUUGUAGUAAUAAAUAACAAACAAAGGCUUAUCAACUUACAAUUCAUCAGUCACACUAUAAUUGAUAUCACUGUAGUCAUAUUAUCAUAAAUAAUACUUCAAUCUUUGAAAUGGACACUCAGAAAGAAGAUGGAUCAAGUAAAGUUUUGUCUUUUGCUGAAAAAAAUGCGGAAAGGCUGAAAAAACUAAAGGACCUUCAUUUAAAACGAAACGAAGCCAGACAACAAAAUCACAAAGAGGUUGUAGAAGAAGACAAACGAAAUAACUUGCCGUCUAACUGGGAAGCGCGGAAGCGGAAAGCUGAGUGGAUUUUAAAUGAUGAAGCCCAACGUGACGCGGCUGCUGAAAAGGGUGAAGAUUACGACAGAAUCAAACUUCUCAACAUCAGCGCAGCUGAGGCAGAAAGACUUGAGCGAAAGAAGAAGAAAAAGAACCCAGAUACUGGUUUCGCUGAUUAUGAACAAGCUACCAUCAGGCAGUACAACAGGCUUGUGAAAAACAUGAAGACAGACAUGGAUAGCUAUGAAAAACAGAAGGAAACUCUGGGAGAGGCUUUUUACGGUGGACCAAACACGAUUCUCCAUGGGCUGCAGAAAGACAGCAAGGAAGGCAUUGAAAGGAUGGUUGGAGAUCUGGAGAAACAAAUUGCCAAAAGAGAAAAAUACAGCAGAAGGAGAAUGCACAAUGAUGAUAAUGACAUCGAUUACAUCAACGAGAGAAACAUGAAGUUCAACAAGAAAUUAGAAAGAUUUUAUGGAGAACACACAACAGAAAUCAAGCAGAAUCUUGAGAGAGGAACUGCAGUGUAAUGUUUUGUAAAUAUAUAUUUAAAUGUCUACUGUUUCUUAAAAAAGUAAAAAUGUGUUAGAAGUAUCUUUUAUA
This is a messenger RNA of Macrosteles quadrilineatus (aster leafhopper), 942 nucleotides long. Its product is annotated as pre-mRNA-splicing factor Syf2-like. The transcript has 4 exons. The record is from RefSeq and is a predicted model, not a curated record. The coding region runs from base 171 to 869 and encodes 232 amino acids. NCBI's taxonomy places the organism in Eukaryota, Metazoa, Arthropoda, Insecta, Hemiptera, Cicadellidae. Gene Ontology annotation, cellular component: catalytic step 2 spliceosome; Prp19 complex; post-mRNA release spliceosomal complex.